Plasmodium coatneyi is the source of this 2418-nucleotide messenger RNA. RefSeq lists its product as uncharacterized. Gene Ontology annotation, cellular component: membrane. The record is from RefSeq and is a predicted model, not a curated record. Lineage: Eukaryota; Apicomplexa; Aconoidasida; Haemosporida; Plasmodiidae. Gene Ontology annotation, molecular function: transmembrane transporter activity. Gene Ontology annotation, biological process: transmembrane transport. The transcript has 3 exons. The coding region runs from base 1 to 2418 and encodes 805 amino acids.
AUGAAAGCGCCGGAAAAAGAUGAAGCCGUUGCCAACCAUCCCAAGAGCGCCAAGGGCGCAGAGUUCACCGGAAAAAAAAUAGAAAACAUGAAGACAAAUAAACAGGACGAAUAUAAGGAAGCCGUGAAGGAAUAUCUGUCCAGUAUUGACAACGAAGUGCUAACAAAGUUGAGCUGUUUUUCUGGCCUUGGAUAUUAUCUAGCCAAACUGAAGCUAAAAGUGAACAAAUUCUAUUUUAUCUAUUCGAUUCUAACUUUAGUUAAUUUUUCCAUUUACGUAAACAGAGGAAUAAUUCCUGGGUCCUAUGAUUAUUUAUCUUCAUACCUAAGGGAGAAGUUUGCUACAUCUAAUGUAGAUGUACACAUAGGGUUUUUAACGUCCGUUUUUGUCUUUGGAUUAAGCAUAAGCUCCAUCCUUAGUGGAUCCCUUGCGUCAACUUAUAGUGCAUUCAGGAUAACAGACAUAUUUCUUUUUCAAAAUUCGUUAGCCUUACUCAUGACUGGUUUUUCCUUUAUCAUCGGUUCGUACUACUCCUUAAUGUUUAGUAGAUUCUUCUGCGGGUUCAGUGAAGCUGCCUUCAUUACCAUUAUCCCUCCUCUGAUUUAUUCAUAUUCUAAAGAUCGGGCUGGCUCCUGGAUUAGUAUUUUCUUAACAAUGUUCCCUUUGGGGGGUUGUACGGGUUACCUGCUUGCCGUUUUGUUACCUGCACUGAAAAUUAGCAUAGCACAGUACUUCACUGGUUCGGGGGUCCUCUUCAUGAUUUUCUUCCUUUUGUUCUACCUAUUUGAUGAAGAUUUAUUAAAAAAGUAUGAGGACGAGAAGAGCAAGAAGGAGCAGCAGUCAAAGGAGAACCAGCUGGAAGAUGCUUCCAAAGAUGCAACGGAGGAGGAGAAGAACAAAGGGAAGUUGCCCAAGGGAGGUGUUCAAUCUGGUGGCUCAAAUUCCGGUACGGGAAACGAGGGAAUCACUCAGAAAAGCACAAGCGUCACCACAUCUGAGGCGGCAAACUCGGCUAUCAAUUCGACCAACUCUGCGAUUACGUCUGCAACAACGUCGACCUCGAGUACCCCUGCCGGAAUGGUGCCCGGAGAUAGACCGUCCCCCAUGAGCGCAAGUAACGCCAGUUCAGGGAGGAAUUCCCCCAUUGGGCAGUCUCAACGUGCAAAUAGUAGAAAGCAGACUGGAAAGACGCAAAAUAUUGCCGCCAAGCAAAAGUCCUUCGAAGAAGAUAUGGAAAUCAGAAAAAAAGGCACAAACAGCAGCUCAGGAUUGUACGAAGAAAUUAUGCACCAAGCAAGCGAUGCAACAAGUUUUAACAAAACGAGGUCCUUUAAUUCUACGAAGAAAAAUUACAGCGAUCUAAACAGCAAUGUCUAUAUGGGAGAAAUAGAUUUGGAAGCAAACGAAGACCAAGAACAGGAAUAUAUUAACAACAACAGCUACAUAAACAACAAUCUCGACAAAAUGUAUCUAACAAAAUCCUUUGGAAACGAUGGCGCUUACAUGAGUACCACUCAGGAAUCUUACGACAAAACAAAGAAGGACAACAAGUAUUUAGAAAUCGAGCUAGACAACUGUAUCGAAUCUAUGGACGAUGAGAAAAACAAUGAACACCUGAACUUGGGUCUCCUUGUAAAUACCACCCUAACGAAUAUUGGCUUCCUAAUAAUAGUUAUUGCACUAACGGCACACACGGACAUGGUGCAGUCGUUUUUGGUAUACGGUGCACCCAUCCUGUAUGCGCUAAAGAUCUUCCCAUCGUAUAAAGCUGCCACCGUUUUCUGUAGUCUCUGUGCUUGUGUCUCCUCUAUUAUUGGCACCUGCUUGGGAGGCUUCCUUAUGGAUUCAUACAACCUUAACAUACAAAAUGUAGACAAGAAUUAUGAGCACAUAAAUAGCAAUGAGAACAAAAUAAAAAUGUAUAGCAAGGACCCGUUAAUGUAUCAGUACCUUCGAAUUAUCGGCUUUCAGACCGCCAUCAUUUUAGUCAUUGCCUGUUCUUUCAUUAUGCUAAUGCCUUUUAUUACCAACACGUAUCUCUUCACCUUCGUGAUGACCCUCGGGAUGACCUUCGUCUUCUCCGCCAUGCCUGGCCACAACAUCGGAGUUAUGGUGUGCGUGCCUCAGAACAUCCGUGCCUUUUCCAUAGGAAUGUCCUCCUUCAUUUCGCAUCUGCUUGGAGACAUCCCCUGGACGAUCAUCAUCGGCAAGAUUAAGGGAACCCUAUCCCCGGACUGCGUCGUGACGAGAAAUGGAGAAUUGAGCGAGCGCUGCUUCCAACAAAGCAGGGGUCUGAGGGUGACCCUUUUCAUCAUCUGCUCCAAGUCGCUCCUCAUGGCGUUGGCCAGCUUUCUCCUGAACAUAUACGCAAAGAAGAAAAUGAUAAAAUACAAGAACAAGCAAAGCAAUAAGGCGUAA